AUGUCGAAGCGAAAGUUCCGUGAUGAUGACGAUAUUGAGGGCGACAAACAGACAAAAUCUUCGCGUAAUAAGGAACAAGUUGAUCGAGUUAAGCCUUUGGUGCAGGAGCAGCAUGGAUGCUUCUCAAUUCCUGGACUGCGGUUUGCGACUGAGUCAUGGGCUGGCAUGAAAACAAGCAAUGAGGAUCGUCAAGUUUCUUCCGCGGAGCUCUUUCCUGGACUAGUGUUUGGAGUUUUUGAUGGUCACGGUGGAACCUUUUCAGCAGACUUCCUAUCGCGACAUCUUGUCAAAUCUGUCGCCUCUGUGAUACGGCAAAGCAUCGGACGAAAAGCGUUCGCUGACUUGGAACGCUCCCAUGAGCAAUCGAAUCAAGAGAAAGCUCGCAGAAAUGCUAUCAUUGAGCAAGUAAAACUACUGCGUCACCAACUUAGAGAGCUGGAAACUCUGAAAGAUCCAGAUUCCGAGAGUUCAGUUGAUGAAAUACAAGCUCUGGUCGAUCAACUCGCAGAUACUAUCGCGCAAUUAGACAGCGAAGUAUUACAAAUUAACGCUGAGCAAGCAGUACGCCUGGAAGAGCGACGAAAAUGGUGCAAGGAACAGCACAGUCACUUCUUGAAAUCCUUCAAAGAGGCCUUCGAACGAAUGGAUUCCCAGAUCUUGCAGAAGAAUCCGUCGCAAGAUGGUUCUACGGCUCUACUGGUUUGGUUCUUAGCGGACACAGCUGGCUUUAGCGAUGAAGAGGACAGUGAAGGAUUGACCUUUUACACGGUAAAUGUAGGUGACUGCCGUGCUGUUAUGUGUCGUGGAGGCCGAGGUGUAGCGCUGACAAGUGACCACAAACCGGAUCGUCCCGAUGAACAGCAGAGAAUUGAAAGAGCUGGUGGCUUUGUGGGAAAGAUUGCAGGUUUAUCCCGCGUGUAUUCCGCAGCUGGUGCUGGUUUGGCCAUGGAACGUGAGAAGACGACGUAUUUGGCGGUCUCGCGAGCAUUUGGCGACCGAUCUCUGAAGACUCCGACACCGCUGGUUUCGUGUGAGCCAGAGGUGAAGCGAGUAAUUGUAGAACAUGACGAUUUGUUUCUUGUCCUAGCCUCUGAUGGCGUCUGGGACGUCUUGAGCGAGCAAGACGCGGUGGACAUUGUUUUACCACACUUCCACAAUGCCAAGGCCGCGGCUGAUGCGAUCGUCAAGGCAGCGUACAAAAAAGGCAGUAUUGACAACCUCACAGCUACAGUCGUUCAGUUCGGCUGGAAGUCCGAUGCCCAGCUACAACAAGCCCUUGAAAGCAGCAACACGAGCAGAAAUGAAGCAGAAGCAGAGGAAGAGGAGAUCGACAUGUUCAACCUUUAA
Molecule: messenger RNA, 1347 nt
Organism: Phytophthora nicotianae INRA-310
Lineage: Eukaryota; Oomycota; Peronosporomycetes; Peronosporales; Peronosporaceae
Exons: 1
Coding region: 1-1347 (448 amino acids)
Biological process (GO): protein dephosphorylation
Molecular function (GO): cation binding; protein serine/threonine phosphatase activity
Source: RefSeq, a predicted model, not a curated record